AAAGUGAUAUAUCAUUUUUCAAUUCGGUUUUUGGUUUGUUUAUUUUUGUUUUUUGUCGAUUUUUUUACACCUGUUGUCACCAGUUUGUAAAAUGAUUUCGAUCAUGAGAUCUGAAUUUAAAUCUUUAUUCAGAAUAUUUUAUAUUAGUGUUAACAACAAUAAAAAUCGUACCGUAAUAACUCCUUUUUACCAUAAUAAUGAUACAAGUUUUCUUCGUUUGUUUUCAUCAUCGUCGUCAAAAGAAUUAGAUGAAAAAACCUAUGAAGAAUUAGUGAAUAAAACAUUGGAUAGUCUAAAUGAUCAUUUUGAACAAUUUUUCGAACAAAUUGACGAUAAAAAUUGUGAUAUUACUUUUAAUAAUGAUGUACUAACCGUAUCUUUAGGUUCAAAAGGUGUUUAUGUGAUCAAUAGACAAACGCCAAAUCGACAAAUUUGGCUAUCAUCACCAAUCAGUGGCCCAAAACGUUAUGAUUAUAUCGAUGGUGAAUGGAUAUAUCGACAUGAUGGUCAAACUAUACAACAAUUACUUCAAAAAGAAAUGAAGCAAUUAUUCAAUGGAAACUAAUUAAGAGACUUUGAACUUGAUUGUAAUCUUCAAUUGUCGGCUAUAGCGUUGUAUUAUUCAAAAAAUCAUAUUGUAAAUUUUUUUUUUCAACAAAAUUGAUUUAUUAUUAUGUAAAUGUUAUUAGAGAUAUAGGUUAUUUAUUUAUUAUUAUUAUUAUCACAAAAACAAUGAAAUAACAAUUU
This is a messenger RNA of Dermatophagoides pteronyssinus (European house dust mite), 747 nucleotides long. It is a transcript of the gene fh, whose product is annotated as frataxin. NCBI's taxonomy places the organism in Eukaryota, Metazoa, Arthropoda, Arachnida, Sarcoptiformes, Pyroglyphidae. The record is from RefSeq and is a predicted model, not a curated record. Gene Ontology annotation, molecular function: ferrous iron binding; ferroxidase activity; 2 iron, 2 sulfur cluster binding. Gene Ontology annotation, cellular component: mitochondrion. Gene Ontology annotation, biological process: intracellular iron ion homeostasis; iron incorporation into metallo-sulfur cluster.